Messenger RNA from Perca fluviatilis (European perch), 2544 nucleotides. RefSeq names its product syntaxin-11-like. Gene Ontology annotation, biological process: intracellular protein transport; exocytosis; synaptic vesicle fusion to presynaptic active zone membrane. Bases 212 to 1075 code for a protein of 287 amino acids. NCBI's taxonomy places the organism in Eukaryota, Metazoa, Chordata, Actinopteri, Perciformes, Percidae. The record is from RefSeq and is a predicted model, not a curated record. Gene Ontology annotation, cellular component: SNARE complex; plasma membrane; endomembrane system. The transcript has 2 exons. Gene Ontology annotation, molecular function: SNAP receptor activity; SNARE binding.
UGUGACACAACAGGAAUGCAGAACGUUUUGUUUCUAAAACCGUUUCCUCCUCAACAGGUGUGUAAGCGAAGAUGGUAUGGGCAUGAUUUAAAAAUCAGUCUCUCUUUUUACAGUUGUCACACUGCCUAAUGGACUGAACUACCAUUCCCUAUGAUCAGCUUGAAGGAAACCGCAAACUGCAUCUACAGAUAAACUGCCAGACGAGUAAGACAUGAGAGACAGGCUGAGGCACCUCCAUCAGGUGCAGAGUGACUCUGAGGGUUUGAGCUCAGUGGAGCAGGACCAUUUGUCAGCGCAUGAGGCAGCAACAGCGUCCCCUCCUCCUGACCCAGACCUUUAUGGCGUCCUGCAGGAGGCCCAACAGAUACGUCUGGAGAUCCAGGAGAUCCAGAACGAGAUCAGUGAACUGAAAGACGCAAACUACCAGGCCUUAAACAAGAUCUCACACCCCGCUGAGACAGAGCGGGACUCCAAUGCAAUCGGCGUGGAUAUCAAACGUAGAGGAGAAGCUGUGCUGCAGCGGCUGCACGUGAUGAGUGCUCUCAGAGCGGAACUGAAGGCCCGCCGCGGCAGCUCUGACCCCGCAGAACGCAUCGCUCAAGCACAGCACCGGUGUCUCAGCAAUGCUCUGCGGGAGGUGAUGCUCAGCUACAAUGACACAGAGAUGAGCCACAGGGAGGCUUGUAUACAGCAGAUCCAGAGACAGAUGGAGGUGGUGGGCAGGGAGGUCGGCGAGGAGGACCUGGAGGAGAUGAUGGAGGGCGGGGAGUUGAAUGUGUUCAGCACCCAGGUGGAGGGCAAAACGGCUCGCUCGGCUUUCCUGCAGACCGAGAGCCGACAGAAGGAGAUGCUGGAGCUGGAGAAGAGGAUAGAGGGGAUCCAGGAGCUGUUUCUGGAUGUGGCUGUGCUCACAGAGGAGCAGGGGGGAGCUGUUGAAAACAUCCAGAAAAGUGUCCAAAAUACUGAAGUGAUCAUUCAGGAUGCCGUGGUCCAGCUGGAUAGAGCCACUACAUUUGAUAAGAGCAACCCCUUCAAGAAGCUGUUUUGUUGCUGCUGUCCAUGUUUUAACACUUAGGUCUGAUGAGGGAUCCAGUCCACUGGUCCAUGUGGUGAAAGCUGCACUACAAACUAAAGGAACAACCCAUAAGAUGGUAUAAUAAAUCACCAGUUCCUUCAAAAACUGUUUUGAUAUUGACAAUCUCACCACAAGGUCCAUUUAAAAGCUGUUCUGGAGCUUUUGAUCAUUGUAAAAUAUUGUGAUAUUCAAACUGAAUUGCACUGGGUUAAGAUAGAUGCUAUUAGUGUAGGUAAACACAAUACUAGCAAACAUCUACAGUAUGUCUAGUUGGGAACCGAAAACAUCAGGCAUGAAGCUACAUGUUCUGUAGAUUUUGUCAACUGUUGUUUCCAAGGUCAAGACUUCUAAUCUUUAAACCAACACGGACAGGAAGUCCUUAAAGUGGCAAUCCUUAAGAUUUCAGUCCUGGUUGAUUUAGAAUUUGCAUUUGAGUGAAAACAAUGAAAUUGUGCUGAGAGUUUAGCAGUGUGGAGCAUGGAAAUAGAAUAUAUCUCAUUCUAUUUCUAUGGUCUGGAGUCUUGUUGAUACAUGAGCUUCAAGUUUUCAAAAUUGUGCGCAUAGUUACAUAUUUUGUGUGUAUACAAUGGUGAAAAACUGGAAUACAGCAUUUAUUCCAGAAAAUGUCAUGUUGAGUCUUGCAUUGCCAGACCUAUCUCCAUGUCAUGCCAGACACUAAGGCUGGGUAUCGCCGAUGAUUUCCCUAAUCAAUUCGAGUAAGCCACAAGGUCCCAAUUCAACAACCUUAGGUCAUGGAAACUUCAGUACAAUAUCAACUUUGCUUGGAUACAAAAGAGAUUCUUAAUGCUUAAAUUGUACAAGCAAGAAGCAACCCUCAAAUAUUUUUUAUAAUGCACCAAGUUAAUGUUUACAUUAAGAAUUGACCCCCAAAAAGUAUGUUUAAAGUAUUUUUUACUUAUACAUCCAUGGUAAAAAAAAAAAAAAAAGGCAUAUGUUAAAAGAUUCUGGAUUUUAUGAAUCAAUAUCAGAUCACUCACACAAACGUUGAUUUUAAUUGGAGAAUCAAUUUGUUUUAACCCAGCCCUACUAGCCACCUAUACUGCCACCCAUACAUACAGCAUAUAUAUAAUUAUUGCAAACUUUCAUCAGUGGGCUGUGGGCUCAAUCCCCACUGUGUUAUCUCCUUUAGUGAUUUAACAGAUGUUUUAUUAAAUGAAAAUCUUUGAGAUUACAGCUUCAAAGUGCUGAAUAAAAAACGUAAAAUCUGAAUAUGACCAUUGAGGCUCCAUCUGCUAAUGAACGUUGAUCGAAAGCCAGUGUUGAAAUGUAACUAGGUAUGUUCACUCAAAUACUUCACUUACAGAUUUGAGGUACUUGAACCUACUUGAGUGUUUCCUUCCAUGCUACUCUAUACUUCUCCUCCACUACAAUUCAGAGGGAAAUAUUGUACUUUUUACUUCAGUACAAUCAUUCGACAACUAAAGUUACUUUGCAGUUUAAAACAUAUA